CCCUGCAGUCAUUUGGAGAGGUAUUUCAUGCAUGGGCUUUCCGUGCCACCAUUUUUGAGGUGCCUCAAAAAGCAUUUCAUGCCUGGGCUUUCCGUGCCACCAUUUUUUAGGCGCCUCAAAAAGCAUUUCAUGCCUGGGCUUUCCGUGCCACCAUUUUUGAGGCGGCUCAAAAAGCAUUUCAUGCCUGGGCUUUCCGUGCCACCAUUUUUUAGUCGCCUCAAUCAUCAUUACAUGCCUGGGCUUUCCUUGCCACCAUCCCUGUGUCGUGCUGUGGGAGACGGCCAUAGCGCGCAUGCGCGGCAUGAUGGAGGAGCAGUUUGCGUCCAUGUCGUCGGCCGACCACAUGCUCAUGGUCAUGGAGGACGUCUCCCUCUUCGCCGCCGCCCUCCGCCGACACGGCUUCCAGGUCUGAUUGUCGCCCUUCUCCGAUACGGCUUCCAGAUCAGAUUGCCGCCCUUCCCCGAUACGGCUUCCACCUGAGAUUGCUGCCCUCCGCCGAUUCGACUUCCAGGUCAGUAAAAGCUACAGGGGGCCCAAUAUGCCCCAUAUAUCCCUGCCCUAGCCAUGUCUCUCUCAGCUGUCUCUCUUGACAAGAUUACUGGUCCGGUUGCUCCAUUUCCCUGUAUCAAUCCGUUUUCAUCUCUACUUGUUACAGGUUUCUCCACUACUGGACGUGCUGGCGUUUAUGAGGGACAUGUGCUAGAGGAGGCGUAGUGGCCGGCCAACCACUUGAUUGCCACAUCCCGCUGCUCCCCCCAUCAACCCUUUUCAACUGUACUCGUUACAGGUGUCUCCGCUACUAGACGUGCUGGCGUCCAUGAGGGACAAGUACCACGAGCUGCUGCUGGAGGAGGUGCGGCGGCAGGUGAACGACUCCAUUGCCAACAACAAGCUGGAGCAGAUGGUGAUGCGCAAGGAGUACGAGUACAGCAUGAACGUGCUCGCCUUCCACAUCCAGAGCACGGACAUCAUGCCCGCCUUCCCCUGGAUCGCGCCCUUCUCAGCGUCGGUGCCGGAGAUCUGCCGCAUCGUGCACAUCUUCAUUGACAGCUCCGGGUCAUUCCUGAAGCACACGGGCCACAUGGACCAGUACGACCUGGUCAGGCGCUACUUGGACCGCCUGCUCACUACGGUGGUCAACAAGGUGCUGCUAAGGCUCAUUGGCAACCCCACGCUGCAAGUGUCGCACACCAUGCAGGUGGCCGCCAACAUGACAGUGAUGGAGCGCGCAUGUGCGUUCUUCGCCGAGCACGCAGCCAAGUCUUGCGGCACCCUGUCGCGCCUGGUGGACGGUGCGCACGGCACGCUGGCAGCCAGGAACAACCUGAGGCAGUCGCAGGCAGGGGCGUACGAUGCGAUGCUAAGGAUCAUGAACUAGAAGAUCGACGACAUGAUGGCGCCUGCAGAGCAGAUCCCGUGGAAUCCCAUGGAGCCUCCCGGGCUAGUGAACGAGUACCUCAUGGACCUCUACAUAUACCUGGAGACAAUGAUGGAGACCGCCAGACAGCUGCUGCCCCUCGACGCCUUCCAGCGGGUGAGUGGUGGCAUGAUGCGCCAUAUCAGCAACGUGCUCGUGAGCCUGCUGUGUGGCGCGGCUGUGCCGCGGUUCAACAUGUACGCGAUCCAUGGGGUGGACAACGACCUGCGCGUGAUCGAGGGCUUUGCGGACGAGGAGGACGAGAAGAGCGGCGUCAUGAAGUACAACGGCGAAGCGGUGCCGCUCAAAUCGCACCUUGAUGAGUCGCGGCAGCUGAUCAAUCUCAUUCUGAGCAAUAACCCGGAGCAUUACGCAACCAAGUCGCAUCGGGAGAAUUACGGGGCCCUCGCACCGACUAAAGUGCUCAUUGUCGGCGAUAAAUACCGGGAUGUGGGAGAGGCAACGGUGGGUUUGUUUGGCACACGCAAUUCAAAGCAGGGGAACAAGAAGAAGGGACUGGAUGCACUAGCACGGAGGCUAAGGGAAGACAUUGCAAAUUCAACUUGAACCUCAUCGUAGCAAAAAGUUGAUGUAAUCUUUGAUUUGUGGCAUACUAUAAUGGCAAUCUACAGUUGUUAUUGUUUUUCAUAGCGUACUGCCCAGUUAUAA
Closterium sp. NIES-67 is the source of this 2086-nucleotide messenger RNA. The record is from the annotation of a GenBank genome assembly. NCBI's taxonomy places the organism in Eukaryota, Viridiplantae, Streptophyta, Zygnematophyceae, Desmidiales, Closteriaceae.